Messenger RNA from Ipomoea triloba (trilobed morning glory), 2393 nucleotides. RefSeq names its product phosphatidylinositol/phosphatidylcholine transfer protein SFH6-like. The transcript has 15 exons. Lineage: Eukaryota; Viridiplantae; Streptophyta; Magnoliopsida; Solanales; Convolvulaceae. The coding region runs from base 261 to 2147 and encodes 628 amino acids. The record is from RefSeq and is a predicted model, not a curated record.
GACCUACGCUUUUUUGCACCGUAUUUUACCCUCUUCUCUUCUUUCAGUCUCUCACUACUCUCACGCGUACCCUUUUUUCACGCAUCAAUUUCUACUUUUAUUUUUUUUGCGUUUUGAUCGAUUCAUUUAUUGCCGUUGGAUCAACAUCGAUACUCCCAAAGUUUUACGUUUAGGCUUUGUGGAAUUGUGAUAUGCUCUUUGGACUGGACUCCUUAAUUCAACAGAUUUCUCUUCUCCGUUUUUCGUGAUCCGCGGCUGCCAUGUCUGGACCUCUAGAUCGGUUUGCAAGGCCUUGUUUUGAGGGCUCUUCUGGCAGUGAUGAGAGAAGAGAUGAGAGAAGAGAAAGAAAAUCUGAUUUUGAGAACUCAGAGGAUGAGAGGAAGACAAGAAUUGGUUCUUUGAAAAAGAAAGCACUGAAUGCAUCAACAAAAUUCAAGCACUCUCUCAAGAAAAAAAGCAGCAGAAGAAAGAGUGAUGGGCGAGUCAGCUCUGUCUCAAUUGAAGACAUUCGAGAUGCUGAGGAACUACAGGCAGUUGAUUCAUUUAGGCAAACACUAAUUUUGGAUGAAUUGCUGCCACAGCAACAUGAUGAUUAUUACAUGAUGUUGAGGUUUUUGAAAGCAAGGAAAUUUGACAUUGAGAAAGCAAAAAGCAUGUGGGCUGAUAUGAUUCAGUGGAGGAAGGAAUUCGGUGCUGAUAGAAUCAUACAGGAGUUUGACUUCCAAGAGCUGAAUGAAGUUUUGAACUAUUACCCUCAUGGAUACCAUGGCCUUGAUAAGGAGGGAAGGCCGAUAUACAUUGAAAGAUUAGGGAAAGUUGAUCCUUACAAGCUCAUGCAAGUCACAACAAUGGACCGUUAUGUAAAAUAUCAUGUAAGAGAGUUUGAGAAGUGCUUUGCCAUAAAGUUUCCUGCUUGCACAAUUGCUGCAAAGAGGCACAUUGAUUCAAGCACAACAAUUUUGGAUGUUCAAGGAGUGGGGUUUAAAAACUUUACUAAGAGCGCAAGAGAGCUCAUCAUGCGUCUUCAGAAGAUUGAUGGGGACAAUUAUCCUGAAACACUCCAUCAAAUGUUUAUUAUCAAUGCUGGUCCUGGAUUUAGGAUGCUAUGGAAUACUGUAAAGAGCUUUCUGGAUCCCAAGACUACUUCAAAGAUUCAUGUUCUUGGUAACAAGUACCAGAACAAGCUGCUUGAAUUAAUAGAUGCUAGUGAGCUGCCGGAGUUUCUGGGUGGAACAUGCACGUGUGCAGAUCAGGGAGGGUGCCUUCGAUCUGAUAAAGGGCCAUGGAAGAAUCCACAGAUACUGAAGAUGGUUGGUGAAGCACGUCGUUGCAAACAGGUUGUUAAAGUUUUAAACAGUGAAGGAAAGGUAGUUUAUGCCAAACCUCGCUACCCAAUGGUAAAAUUCAGUGACACAUCUACUGCUGAAUCGGGGUCCGAGGCUGAAGACAUUGCUUCACCAAAAGCUACACGGAGUUAUUCACAUCUUCGCCUAACUCCUGUUCGUGAAGAGAAACAGGCAAAGACCAUUGGGGGGACAACAAGCUAUCCUAACAACUUUUCAGCAUAUGAUGAAUAUGUUCCCAUGGUUGACAAGGCUGUUGAUUCUGGAUGGAAGAAGCAAGAACCUUUUCAAAAGCCCUGCCCUCCUAAAGGGAUGCUUCCACCACCAAAUUCUCCAAAGAGUCCAGAAGGACUUUCUGCUCGGAUAUUAGGUGCUCUAUUGGCGUUCUUCACAACUGUCUUCAUGCUUUUGCAUUCAUUUGCAUUUCGCACAACCAAAAAACUUCGUGAUGCAUCCUCUGUGCCACGCCAAGCUGAUGCUUCUAACACAAUUCCAAAUGAAGAGUUUCGGCCCCCUUCACCAACACCAACCUUUACAGAAACUGAACUACUCUCCACUGUACUGAAGAGGUUGGGUGAACUUGAAGAGAGAGUCAACACACUUCAAGAAAAGCCAUCAGAGAUGCCUUACGAAAAAGAGGAAUUGUUAAAUGCUGCUGUUUGCCGAGUGGAUGCCCUAGAAGCAGAGUUAAUUGCAACCAAGAAGGCUCUGCAUGAAGCUUUGAUGAGGCAAGAGGAACUUCUUGCAUACAUUGACAGACAAGAAGAAGCCAAGUUCCGCAAAAAGAAGUUCUGCAUGUUGUAAGAUCCUCGGUUGUGGAGAUUCCAUCAUGCGAGCUCAGCUCGAUUGAGAUUCAUCUUUUUUUCAUACGUAAAUGUUCCGUGAACCAUCCUGGAUGCCCGAGGAUUUUGCAUCAGUAGUGUGCACCUUUCGUUUAUGGAAUCAAAACACUAGUGCAAAACAAAACAAGGAAAAAGAAAAUUGUACUGAAGACAGAUAUUUGUUGGGUUCUUUAAAAUGCAUGCAAGUUUUGUGCAACACUGUUUUUCA